AUGAGCGACAUGGAGGACUCGAUCUUUGACGAAGGCGCCAGUUCCGACUUUGCGCCCCCUGCGAAACCUGCAAAAGCCGCCAAAGUGGCGAAACCAAAGGCAGCAGCACCAAAGAAAGCAGCAGGAACUGCAAAACCACGAGGCCGACCUGCGGGUGCCACUGCAAAGCCAAAGGCGAAGGCUGCGCCCAAGAAGAAGAAAGCAGACGAUUCAGACAUGGAUGAGAACUCCGACAUAGACAUGGACGAGGACCCAGUCGACGAUGACGAGUCGCUACUCAAAGACACACCACCAAAGGCCAAAAAGGCGCCCGGCCCAAAGAAGUCGAGCGGCAAGCCACUUGCAGACAUCCCGAAUGAGAGCUUUGGCGGAGACGACGACGAUGAUGUCCCCAUUUCAAAGCCGAAGAAGGGCGGCGCGAGUAGCAAAUACCAAAUGCUGACACAUCUGGAACAUAUUAUGAAGCGACCCGAUACCUACAUUGGCUCUGUGGAGCGACAGACAGACAAGAUGUGGGUGUACAACUCCGAGAGCGAUUCGAUGGAGUUCCGCGACGUAACCUAUGUGCCCGGUCUAUACAAAAUCUUCGAUGAGAUUCUUGUGAACGCGGCAGAUAACAAGCAGAACGACAAGAACAUGAGCGAGAUUCGAGUUACCGUUGAUCGGGAGACUGGCGAGAUCUCCAUCAAGAACGACGGCAAAGGAAUUCCAAUUGAGAUCCACAAAGAACACGGCAUUUAUGUACCAGAGAUGAUUUUUGGUCACCUCCUUACCUCCUCCAACUACGACGACGAUCAGCAAAAGGUCACCGGUGGUCGCAACGGUUACGGAGCCAAGCUCUGUAACGUUUUCAGUACAGAAUUCACAGUCGAGACUGUUGACUCGAAGCAGAAGAAGAAGUACAGGCAGACCUGGACGGAGAACAUGAGCAAAAUGGGCAAGGCCAAGAUCAGCGAUAUCAAGUCAGACGAUUACACCAAGGUCAGCUGGAAGGCCGACUACGCCCGGUUCGGCAUGACAGGAAUUGACGAUGAUUUCGAAGCGAUGGUCAAGCGCAGGACCUACGACAUGGCUGGUACGCUGCGCGGCGUCAAGGUCUACCUCAACGGCGACCGUAUCAAGCUUACAUCGUUCGCCAAGUACAUGGAGAUGUACACCAAGUCUAUCUCCCGCGACCAGGGCAAGAGCGAGGACGACAAGGAGAAGGACGUCAUCAUCACAGACAAGCUCGACCGCUGGGACAUUGGUUUCGCCGUCUCAGAUGGUUCUUUCAACCAGGUCUCGUUCGUCAACUCUAUCGCCACAACGUCCGGUGGUACGCAUGUGAACCACAUUGCCGAUCAGAUUGUCGAAAAGCUCAUGGCCAUCGUAAACAAGAAGAACAAGGCUGCUGUCAAGCUCAAGCCCGCGCAGAUCAAGAACCAUCUGUUCCUUUUCGUCAACUGUUCCAUCGUCAAUCCGGCCUUUACCUCCCAAACGAAGGAGCAGCUCACCACCAGGCCCAGUCAAUUCGGUAGCAAGCCUGUCUUGAGCGACAAGUUCCUGAACGCCAUCGCAAAGACCGACGUCAUCCAGAACAUCAUGCAUUUUGCUCAGCAGAAGGCUGAUCAGAUGAUGAAGAAGACCGACGGCAACAAGCGCAACCGUAUCAGCAAUGCCAAGCUCACAGAUGCUAAUAAGGCUGGUACCAAGGAUGGACAUCUCUGCACUCUCAUCCUCACUGAGGGUGAGUCAGCUAGUGUACUCGCCUUGGCAGGACGCGCUGUCGUGAACCAGGAUCUGUUUGGUGUCUUCCCGCUACGUGGUAAGCUCCUCAACGUUCGAGACGCCACUGUAGACCAGAUCAUGAAGAAUGCCGAAAUCCAGAACAUCAAGAAGUUUAUGGGUCUUCAACACAAGAAGGAGUAUACCAUGGCAGAUAUGAAGAGCUUGCGCUACGGUCAUCUCAUGAUCAUGACCGAUCAGGAUCACGACGGUAGCCAUAUCAAGGGUCUGUUGAUCAACUUUCUCCAAUGCCAAUUCCCUAGCUUGCUCAAGAUCCCGGGCUUCCUGCUGGAAUUCAUCACGCCCAUCGUCAAGGUCUGGAAGGGCGAUCCCAAGAAUCCGCGCAACAUGAAGAGCUUCUUCUCCAUGCCUGAGUACGAGGAGUGGAAAGAACAGCACCAGCAUGAGAAGGGAUGGGACCACAAGUACUACAAGGGAUUGGGUACCAGUGACAUCCCUGACGCACAAAUCUACUUCAAGGACCUUGAUACGCACAUGAAGCGCUUCCAGGUCAUGCGCGAAGAAGAAGAGAAGCUCAUCGAGCUAGCCUUCUCCAAGAAGAAGGCAGAUGCUCGUAAAGAUUGGUUACGCGACUUUGUUCCUGGUCAGCAUCUCGAUCUUACGACUCCCGACAUCUCUUACGACGACUUCGUGAACAAGGAGUUGAUCCUCUUCUCCAUGGCCGAUAACGUUCGAUCUAUCCCCUCGGUCAUCGAUGGUCUCAAACCAGGUCAGCGCAAGGUUCUGUACACCUGCUUCAGGCGCAACAUCAAGAAAGAUGUCAAGGUGGUUGAGCUCGCCGGUUCCGUCUCUGGUUCCACCGAUUACGCACACGGAGAAGCUUCUAUGCAAGGAACGAUUGUUAAUCUUGCGCAGAACUUUGUCGGUACCAACAACAUCAAUUAUCUCGAACCUAGCGGUAACUUUGGUUCUCGUCUCAAGGGUGGUGCCGAUGCUGCCAGCGCCAGGUACAUCUACACUCGCCUUUCGCCUUUUGCGCGCCGUAUCUUCCAUGGACACGAUGACGCGCUAUUGAAGUAUGGCGAGUCGGACGGCCACAAGAUUGAGCCAGAAAUGUUUGUGCCUAUCUUGCCCACGAUUCUCAUCAACGGUUCUAGUGGUAUCGGUACUGGUUGGAGCUCUGAAAUCCCAAACUUCAACCCGAUGGACAUCAUCGCGAAUAUCAGGCGUCGCAUGGAGCCAGGUGCCACCAAAGAUGACAUGACGCCGAUGAUUCCUUGGUACAAAGGUUUCACUGGUACAACAACCGAGAUAGGCCCUGAUCGGUACCAGUUCACAGGAACUGUCCGACAGACUGGUGACAACGAGGUCGAGAUCACUGAACUGCCAGUUCGCUACUGGACUCAGGACUUCAAGGAAAAGCUCGAGGAGAUCAUCAAGGCUGAGAAGGCUCCGUCGUAUAUCAAGGAUUACAUUGAUUACAAUACUCCUGAUCGCGUUCAUUUCAUCAUCAAAAUGGAAGACAAGUAUAUGGCAGAGGCGGUCACCAAGGGCUUGGAGGAGUAUUUCAAGCUGUUCAAGCCUCAGUCGACGAGCAAUCUGGUCGCAUUCGACGCACAUGGACGCAUUCACAAGUACGCAACUGUUCUCGAUAUUAUUGAGGAGUUCUACCACAUCCGCCUGCGAUACUACGAGAAGCGAAAACAGCAUCAGCUCCAGGUCAUGGAGAAGGAGCACCUCAAGAUGACAAAUCAAGCCAAGUUCAUCCAAAUGAUCAUCGACGGAAAGCUUACGGUCUCCAAGAAGAAGAAGGCUGUCCUCGUUCAAGAGCUCAAGAAGCUCGGCUUCACACCUUUCCCAAAGGUCGAAGAAGCCAAGCAAGCUGGCGAGGUUGAGGACUACCAGGAGGACGAAGCGUCAGAAGACGCUGACGUGGAAGUGUCCGCAAACGACUAUGACUACCUGCUGGGCAUGGCCAUUUGGUCGCUUACUCAAGAGCGUGUCGAAAAGCUUAUGAAGCAGAUCGGCGAGAAGCAGCACGAAAUCGACACCCUCAUCAAGCUCUCACCUAAAGACAUCUGGAAUGUUGAUCUUGAUGCCUUCAUGGACGAGUGGAACCUUCAGCUGGAAGAGGAGGCCAAGCGCAAGAAGAAGAUUGCUGGCAUCACCCGCCGUGCAUCCCAGAAGCUUGGCAUCGCCGCGGGCAAGAGUAGCAAGGGAAAGAAGAAGAGGAAGAUGGACGGCAGCGAUUCGGACGACUCCGGGUCUGACUUUGGCCCAGUUAAGAAAAAGGCGAAGCCGAAAAAGGAGGGCUUGCUCGGCUAUCUCCAGUCAGAACCUGCCAAGAAGCCUAGUGCAGCGGAAGCUCUUAAGAGUAGCAGUGCAUUUGGCUCCACGGCACUGCAGAAGCAAGGGACCUUGCUCACGCACUUAGUCAAGAAGAAAGAGGAACCGCCGCAAGUUGAUGGCGCAGCGGAAAGCAGAUCUGCAUCUGUAGAUCCGAAGCCAGCUCCGGCCAAACGGGGUCGACCGGCCGCUUCGAAGCCUGUCAAAAAGGAUCCAGUCAUAUCUGAUGACGACGAGUCUGAUGUGUUUGCCGCCGUCGCUCAAGAGGCCGCCAAGGAGCCCAGUAAGAGUGCUGCUCCCUCACGAGCUGCUCGCGGUGCAACCAAACAGGUGGCCAAGUACAAUCUCGGCAGCGACUCCGACGAUGACGAGGAUCUUCUCGGCGAUGUAAGCAGCAUGGUGAAAACAAUCGGAUCUGCUACGAACGGGGUUCCUAUGUUCAAGGCAACUACCAGUGCCCGCCCUGGUAGCAAUGGAAGCGCCCGUCCUGGCAGUUCGGCAGUUGGAAAGAAGAGCAGCACGCUCGAAAUCGACGACAACGAGACUAAUUACGAGGGUCUGAUGCCCCAGCCAUCACCUAAGCGUCCCGCGCCUCGCAACGUCAACGAUACCAUCAUGAGCUCAGAUGAUGACAACUCCGAUCUCGUUAUCAAGAAGCCAGCCGCCAGCAAACUCACUGCCAAACCUGCCGCAAAAUCCAAGACAGCAGCCGCCAAACCAGUACCAAAGGCAAAGGCCUUAGCCAAGAAGCCCGCUGCUCAGAGCCCGGCUGCCAAAGCCUACGCGAAGAAACAUGGCAAAGAUGCUGAGUCUGCUAAACCCGUACCCAAAGCUAAGAAGCCCAUCACCAUUGACUCUGACGACGAGGACGAGGAAAUGGAGGAUGCUGAUGCCCUUGCCAACGACAUUCUCUCCGACGAAGAUGAGGAUGAGGAUGAGCCGACCCCUAAGCCCGCGGCACGUAAACCUGCUGCUGGCGCUGCUCGACCUGGUCGUAGGGCCGCUGCUGCUAAGCCAGCCAAGUACGUGGUCAGCGACGAUGAUGAGUCGGAUGCUGUAUCUGAGCCUAGCUUCGAUGACGACGAUGACAGCGAGUAG
This is a messenger RNA of Pyrenophora tritici-repentis Pt-1C-BFP, 5169 nucleotides long. Its product is annotated as GyrB, Type IIA topoisomerase (DNA gyrase-topo II, topoisomerase IV), B subunit. Gene Ontology annotation, cellular component: nucleus. The record is from RefSeq and is a predicted model, not a curated record. Gene Ontology annotation, molecular function: ATP binding; DNA topoisomerase type II (double strand cut, ATP-hydrolyzing) activity; DNA binding. NCBI's taxonomy places the organism in Eukaryota, Fungi, Ascomycota, Dothideomycetes, Pleosporales, Pleosporaceae. Gene Ontology annotation, biological process: sister chromatid segregation; DNA topological change; resolution of meiotic recombination intermediates.